Molecule: messenger RNA, 6909 nt
Organism: Ostrinia nubilalis (European corn borer)
Lineage: Eukaryota; Metazoa; Arthropoda; Insecta; Lepidoptera; Crambidae
Product: pre-mRNA-splicing factor ATP-dependent RNA helicase PRP16
Exons: 21
Coding region: 136-3756 (1206 amino acids)
Biological process (GO): mRNA splicing, via spliceosome
Cellular component (GO): intracellular anatomical structure; spliceosomal complex
Molecular function (GO): RNA binding; ATP binding; 3'-5' RNA helicase activity
Source: RefSeq, a predicted model, not a curated record
UUUAUUUUGAACACGAUCUGGUGCAAUGUUUUGCAAUUUAUUCCUUUUGUUUUCGGAUAAAUAACUCAAAACUGUUAAAUCAAUAGCUGUGUUCUUAAAAAAGUGAGAUACUGGUGACUCUGCCUACCUCUUACAAUGUCGGAGGAUGACAAAACACUGCAUCGUUUGGAGGGAUCAUCUGGGGAUGCUCCUGGAGGUUUGAUCAUCAAAAAGAAGGAUGAACCAGCAGACUUCCAGUUUGCAAGGCCAUCCUUGUUGGGGCUUGAUAAGCUGGCUGCAGCUAAGAGGAAGCAGAAUCGACUGAUAUCCUUCCAAGACGACGCAAAUGAAGAAGACGAUGAGGCUGAUCGCAGUGAAUCCAGCGGGACUAAGGAACGUAAAUAUAGGAAGCACAAUGAAGAGACUCCGACAUACACUGGUGGUAUCUCAGAACAAGCGCGGGAACGCAUGAUUGAGAGGUUACAAAGGAAAGAUAAAGAACUAAAAGAGAAAGGAGUGCACAAUUCAACUCAAGAAGAAAAGAAAUCACGAUCAAAGGAUGACGAAGAUGAUCGGUACUACAGAUACCGCUAUGACAGACGUGACAGAGACAGACGUGACAGAGACAGACGACAUGAUGACUACAGAAAAGACAGGGACAGGGAUAGAGAUAGAAGGAAGGACAGGGAUUCAGGGAGGAGGGGAGAUUCCGAGAGGAGGGAUAGAAGGGAUCGGGACAGUGAAAGAAGUAGAGACAGCUCAAGAAGGAGCUAUUAUGAACCAAGGUUUAAGGAUGAGCCUAGGACACCCAGCCUGAAAGUCUUAAAGCCAACAGACAAGACAGCCUGGGACGAUGAUGAUGAUGAUCUCAAGGCUCCUCUACGUAAGUCCAGCUGGGACUUCCCGACACCACUGCCGCGGGAUGCCGGGCCAUCCGACAGGUCACAGAGAAGUGACAGAAGUGGAAAACCUUUGAGGGAUUACAAAGGAAGACCGUAUGAGUAUUCAGAUAGAGCUACACCACACAAGUUUGCCACUUCCAGACGUGGCUUGGAUAUUGAGGAUUCUGAAUGGGAAGAGGCUGAAAAGAAAUUAGAUAGAGCUUGGUACAACAUGGGUGAAGGUGAAGCAGACGAAUCGGAUCCAUUUGCCGGCACCAGCGCGGAAUACGUGGCACGCAAAGAGGAACAGAUAGAAAAGCGACGCAAUCGGAAGGUAUCGGCGCAGCGACAGCAGAUAGACAGAGACAACGAGCUGUGGGAGCGGAACAGAAUGCUGACCAGUGGUGUGGUGCACUCUAUCAACGUCAACAACGAUUUGGACGAGGAAAGCGUAGACCGCGUGCAUCUACUCGUCCACAACAUCGUGCCGCCAUUCCUCGACGGAAGAAUCGUCUUCACCAAGCAGCCUGAGCCUGUUAUACCGGUAAAAGAUCCAACAUCAGACAUGGCGAUCAACGCCAGGAAAGGCUCCGCGCUGGUGAAAGCGUUCAGGGAACAAAAAGAAAGAAGGAAAGCGCAGAAGAAACACUGGAAACUGGAAGGGACCAAAUUAGGAAACAUCAUGGGAAUACAGAAAGAGAAAGAAGAAGAGGAAGAUGGACCUACUAAGGAAGCGUAUAAAUAUGCCGAACACUUAGACAAAGCUGAGGCAGAAGAACCAGCGUCCAAGUCGGAAUUCGUGACAAAGAAGACGAUAGCGGAACAACGGCGCUACUUGCCCGCCUUCGCAGUGCGCGAGGAGCUGAUGCAAGUCAUCCGGGAGAAUAGUGUCGUCAUCAUCGUCGGUGAGACCGGCAGCGGCAAGACUACGCAGCUGACCCAAUACUUGCACGAGGAAGGCUACAGCCGGAUGGGAAUGAUCGGUUGCACGCAGCCGCGUCGCGUAGCUGCCAUGUCUGUAGCCAAGCGAGUCUCUGAUGAGAUGAAUACUAAGCUAGGUGACGAAGUGGGCUACGCAAUCCGUUUCGAAGACUGCACGUCUCCCAACACAGUCAUCAAGUACAUGACUGACGGUAUCCUUCUUCGUGAGGGGUUAAGGGAACCGGAUCUUGACAACUAUUGCGCCAUCAUCAUGGACGAAGCCCACGAGAGGUCGCUGUCUACUGACAUGCUGUUUGGACUGCUGAGAGAGGUGGUGGCCCGUCGCUCGGACCUGAAGCUGAUCGUGACGUCAGCUACCAUGGACUCGUCCAAGUUCUCAGCGUUCUUCGGAAAUGUCCCCACCUUCACGAUCCCGGGGCGGACCUUCCCUGUAGAGACGUUCUUCGCGAAGAAUGUGUGUGAAGACUACGUGGAUGGGGCUGUUAAACAGGCUCUGCAGAUUCAUCUACAGCCUGACGAAGGAGACAUCCUAAUCUUCAUGCCUGGUCAAGAAGACAUUGAAGUUACUUGUGAGGUGCUCACAGAGCGUCUAGCAGACCUGGACAGCGCACCGCCUCUCACGGUGCUACCGAUCUACUCUCAAUUGCCAGCUGACCUGCAAGCGAAGAUUUUCCAGCGAGCUCCACCUGGCCAGAGGAAGUGCAUCGUGGCUACCAAUAUUGCUGAAACUUCGCUGACUGUCGAUGGCAUCAUGUACGUGGUGGACUCCGGUUACUGCAAGCUGAAGGUGUACAAUCCAAGGAUUGGUAUGGACGCUCUACAGAUCUACCCAGUAAGCCAGGCCAACGCACGCCAGAGGGCGGGUCGUGCGGGCCGAACGGGCCCGGGCAAAGCUUUCUGUCUGUACACGCAGCGGCAAUACCAGCGCGAGUUGUUAGCUGCGACUGUGCCGGAGAUACAGCGGACUAACUUGGCUAAUACUGUACUACUGCUAAAGUCGCUUGGAGUUGAAGACUUACUCGCCUUCCAUUUUAUGGACCCGCCACCACAGGACACGAUCCUGAACUCCAUGUAUCAGCUGUGGAUCCUGGGCGCGCUGGACGGCACGGGCGCGCUGACGCCUCUCGGCCGGCAGAUGGCGGAGUUCCCGCUCGACCCGCCGCAGUGCCACAUGCUCAUAGUGUCGGCUGAGAUGGGAUGCAGUGCGGAGGUGCUCAUCAUAGUAUCCAUGCUGUCGGUUCCAUCAGUGUUCUACCGGCCACAAGGACGCGAGGAAGAAGCGGACUCCGUCAAGGAGAAGUUCCAAGUGCCAGAGUCGGACCACCUCACGCUGCUGCAUUUGUACAACCAGUGGAAGGCUAACAAAUACUCCAGCCAGUGGUGCACCGAGCACUUCGUCCACGGCAAGGCCAUGCGGAAGGUCCGCGAGGUGCGUCAACAGCUGAAGGACAUCCUGCAGCAACAACGCCUGCCGCUCGCAUCGUGUGGGACUGACUGGGACACGGUCCGCAAGUGCAUCUGUUCUGCGUACUUCCAACAAGCGGCCCGCCUCAAAGGCAUAGGCGAAUAUGUCAACUGUCGCACCGGCAUGCCGUGCCACCUGCACCCGACGUCGGCUCUGUUCGGGCUGGGCUCGUCGCCGGACUACGUGGUGUACCACGAGCUCAUGAUGACGGCCAAGGAGUACAUGCACUGCGUCACAGCUGUUGAUGGCCGCUGGCUCGCUGAAUUGGGACCGAUGUUCUUCUCACUUAAGGAGACUGGCAAGUCCAACCGCGACAAGCGGAAAGAGGCAGCAGUGCACCUCCAAAGAAUGGAAGAAGAGAUGAAGUUAGCCGAACAGAAGAUGGCCGAAGAGAGGAAGAAACGCGAAGAAGACGUGCCCGUCACGCAAGAGGUAGCGACUCCUGGUCUUAACACGCCGCGACGCGCGCCGCAGCGGUUGGGACUUUGAAGCUUACGCCGUGGGAAUAAGGGAUAUAAUGGCUUCCAACAAUGGACUUCAAUAGUACACUACCAGACAAUCUGUUCAGAAUAAAAAUCGUGUCAAAAAGCGCGUCAAAUCAAUAUACAACAAGCGCACGUAAAUUAUUACGUCACCAUAAACAAAAACAUGAACUCGUAUGUUCAUAGGGCAACAGUUAACAUUAACGUUUGAUUCUUUGAGACGUGAUUCCGUUUUAGGUUUUGCAGCAAUAAGAACUUGACGUCACGUCUGGUUAUUUGAGAUCAAAAGUAAAUCGAAUUCAAUAAUUAGAAACUAUUUGGGUUUUCAAAGAAAAGCAAUAACAUAGAAUCCUGUAAUGCAUCCACGCUCAAUUUAAGACUAACUCAAUCCACGUUGUACCAGUUAAGUUAUUAUAAAUUAAGAUUUGUACGUACAAUUCAAUGUGUAUGAAAUAAAAAACCAUCAUUAUUUUUGAAACAAAACUUUUAUUCAAUAUAAUCACCGUCGAAUAAACUUAAUAUCUGAACAACUAUGUUUAAGGAAGCCGGUUGGCAGUACCCUAGUAUACGAUAAGUCGGGCGCGGUAGCGUGCGAUUAUGGCCUUUGCAUCUGUUGGAUUUGGGUCCAAUUUCAGUCUAGUACUAGCUUAUUCUAUUGGGUUGUUAUUAUACAGGGUGUCCUAUAAUUAGCACGUCACACUGACACUGGAGGUAGCUGCUGAGUCUAAGACGCAUCGAAAGAGCUUAAUGUCCAUAGAAUCCCAACUAAUAUUAUAAAUGCGAAAGUAACUCUGUCUGUCUGUCUGUCUGUCUGUUACGCUUUCCCGCUUAAACCUCGCAACCGAUUUUGAUGAAAUUUGGCAUAGAGAUAGUUUGAGUCCCGGGAAAGAACAUAGGAUAGUUUUUAUCCCGGUUUUUGAAACAGGGACGCGCGCGAUAAAGUUUUUCUGUGACAGACAAAAUUCCACGCGGGCGAAGCCGCGGGCGGAAAGCUAGUGUUUCAUAAGUUUUAAGAUAUGACCAAUUUUAUUUAUUCAUUUCCAUAGAAAAGUUUGAUGAGUUUUGAAAUAUGACUCAUAUUAGUUAUUUUUAAAAAUGGACUUAAAAUACUUUUUAGAUGCGUCGUAAGCUCAUUUACAUCUGGUGCCAGUGGGACGUGCAAAUUUUGGGACACCUCUAUUAUAAUUUAUUGAUGUGGAUCAUGACAAUCGAUUUCUGCGAAUUUAUUUCUUUAAGAUUACCAUACAAAUAUUAUUAUUAGCAUGAGGCCACCGUCACACUUUACUAACGCCAAAUUUCUAAAAUAGUUUAGAUUGUUGAUUAUGAAAUCACUCGGCUUGCAUAAUUCUAGGGCUAAUGCACAAACAAAAAGGCUCAACCCUUUAAAACUACUACUCAACCACGUUUAUCCCAAAAUAAAAACAGUUUUUCAAUCUAAAUUGAAAUUGUUGUAAUUUAUAGGAUCAACCCUCCUGGUUUGUGCAUUAUAUCCAAAACAAUUGUUUAAUUGAAUUUUAACCGGUUUAAAUACUCAACGUAUCGUAUAUUACAUCACGAAUGUUUUUAAUUAAAUUACAUUUAUGUCUUUCAAAGUGAUGAGCAUAAAAACCGCAUAUAUUAGAAAGACCGAGCGAUUUCUUUACUGAACUCAAUGAACGAUAUAUUUCUUUAUAGAUUAUGUACAAAUGUAUUCACAAUAACCACAUAUAAACGGCACUGUAUGUCUGUGAUAUAUGAAUUCUGUACAAUGAGAUCUAAUAAUGAAUCAAUUAGGCUACAUUAAUUGAUGCAACUUUAACAGUCACAUUUGGACACGUAAGCGAUGUCAGUCAAUAUGAAUGAAAGAAAAUGAAAUUAGUAUCAAAAUAUACAUUAGGAAAAAUAUUUAAUCAAACACGAUACGAUAUCAAACGACUAAAGUAUAUAAUAUAAAUUAUGUUUCAAUAAACAAGCUUAUUUAUGUGUUAGCAUAAUAUUGUGAUAUCUUGUAAGAAAAGCCUCAUUGGACUAGAAUUUUAAAAUCAGUAAAAUCUAUUACUUGGAUGAGUUAAAACAAUGACUGACACCAGUGAAAAUAAAAACUUAAUAAUUCAAAUUAAAAGACAAUAAUGAUGCUAAUCUAAUUGGAUUAAUAAACAACCGAGUUAAAACUAAAUUUAAAAUAAUAAUUAUGUCUAACCAAACAGAUAUGUAUGUAAAACACUAACCUAACAAAGGUUAAAAAGAGCCGUUAUUUUCUUAAUCACUAACACGUUCAGCUAGCGUUAAAUACCAAAAUAUUACUUUAAAAGGCCUGUUAAGGACAUAGAAAUAAACAUUCUAUAUUAUUUGGAACGAUUCGAUACAAAACAUAUUUUUAAACCCUCAACUGUUUAUAGAAUAUAUAUUUUCAAUCACAUAUAUUUAUACUAUUUAAAACACUAAUAUGAGUACUUAUACUCGUAGCCAUUUCUUUAUGAGAAUCCGUUAUAACUCUUAGGAAUCGAUUCCAUACGUAAGAACACAUCAAUUUAUUGCCCAGCUCAACCACAGAUUGAUAAAAAUAAAAUAAUGUGUUCUGAAUGUUGACAAAAAUAUAUUUUUUUACAGUUGACAACCCUGUAUGGUACGACAAAAAAUCAAACAAAAAGACUGAUAAGCAAAAAUAUGUCGCAUUCCCAACAUUUAUACCGUUCACAAAUUAUAAAGAUAUCAAGCGAAUUACAAUCGUGACUUUUAAAAUUAAAAACUGUAGGAUGAUUCUCUAUUCGGAACUCACGUAGCGAUUAUCUGAAGUGUUUAAAGUGGCAAACAAUGGCAAUAAUCGAGUACAUAAAGCAUUACAAGUCACUCGAAUAAUUCGCCAGAAAUCACAUUCCUAAACUUACGCGAAAGUAAUGCAGAUAUCGAAUCUAUUAGGCACUAUAAUGAGUAAUGUAUCGGCGAAUCCUUUGACUGCUAUGUUCGUCUAGCGUUCCCCGUGGGUAGUAACAUUUAUGGAUAAUUUUCACGACCAACCCUCCUCUAGAUAUAAUUUUUACACAUCUGAAACAUCUAACCUCAACAACACUUCUAAGAUUACAAAAUAAUUUGUAGUAACCCUUAUUAGUACCAAAUUGGUGUUUUACUACAUUUUCAAACUAAAAAGAAAAAUCUCAACGUCUAAAUCUAAGGAUACAAU